Molecule: messenger RNA, 4601 nt
Organism: Ixodes scapularis (black-legged tick)
Lineage: Eukaryota; Metazoa; Arthropoda; Arachnida; Ixodida; Ixodidae
Product: acyl-coenzyme A thioesterase 13
Exons: 3
Coding region: 244-687 (147 amino acids)
Molecular function (GO): fatty acyl-CoA hydrolase activity
Source: RefSeq, a predicted model, not a curated record
AGUCGCCAUGCCUCCAUCCACGUGUAGGACGCCGGCUUUUCUGUGACGCCAUUUGUUGCCACUUUUUGGUGUAUCACUCGUAUCACUCGCCGGCUGUGUGGCUGAUAUGGCGAGAUAGGACGCUAAGCACGCCAGUUGAAUACGCGUCGACUCCCGCGAAUACAAGUCAACAAAGGACAUCCUCAGAAAGAAUUAGCUCAGGAUUGAAACCCAGCGGGCGGCGUCUCGACGAGCACGGAGAAGAUGGAACGGGCCAGUCGCUUCAUCGCCUGCGUUUUUCAAAAUCUUCCGUAUACGCAGAGCUUCUCCCACAAGGUGAAGUUAAUCUCUUGGGAAAACAACCGGGCCCUGUUUGAGCUCAAGGUUGAAAAGGAACACUGCAACCUCAAUGGUACCCUGCACGGAGGAAUGGCAAGCACGCUCGUUGACCUGUACACGGCCACCGCCACCGCCCCGGCGUACGAGACGGACAAAGUCUUUUUCAGCACAGAACUCAAGAUGAGGUUCCUGGCACCAGCCAAGCUAGGCGAGACCAUUCUGCUAGACGCGCGGGUGCUCAAGGCUGGCAAGACGUUGGCUUAUGCCGAGAUGGACAUCCUCGACAAGGCCACCAGGAGGUUGCUGGUGCAGGGCACGCACACCAUGUUCCUCUCCGACAAGGACCAGCCGUCCAUCGAGGCACGUUGACGCCUCCGGGGGAAACUCCAACUCUGCUCCGCACCGUUACGGCGCCUGCAACGCGUCUUUGACUGUCAUGCCUACUGCAUCCUUAAAGUGGUCCCUCGAUUUCUGCCCGAGGACGUCGUAGGGGUGUCACGCUGUUGCUGGCAAAUGACCCUGGAGGUGUCGGCAGCGGUUGUGUACGAGGCGGACGUCCAUUCUGCUGCGGGUCACUCUCCAGUCGGACGGUUCAUGGGACUUUCGGAGGCCGGGAGUUCGGACAUUGCGACGAUGUCGACACUCGCGCUCCCCCGUGCUCCUCGCCGGAACUUCUACGACUAACUGUCAAGAUCGCAACGUCCGACAGCACCACACUCCAGCUUUUGCAAUGUCAUCUGUUGCCACUUGGGGGCCACUUUCGUUGCACGAGCCGAGCAAGGACGCUAAGCACACGAGUUGGCAACGUGUUACAGGCACCGUAGCGACGUCAACACCCUCUAUCCCAGAAUGUUUUUUUGUUUUUUCUUUUAUCCAAAUGCAGCGGAACAAGCUCGGAACCGCCUUCUGUCAUUUCUCGCAUUCUUCCGUUGCAUGCUGGGCCCUGCAAGAACUUUUGCUUUGACGGUGAGGUGAAGGCAGCGGCGGCACGAUAAAGGAGCCGUGGCACGAAAACAAAGUAUGCGGAGGGCGAGUUGUCCAACUUUUCAGCGGGAGAUGCAGUGACGUCAGAACGAAGCCGAGCUCUGAUUGGCUUUGAUUGAAAGGAUAGUGGGUAGACCUCAGUCCUAGAUGCCCCGAGGUCUACCCACUAUUUUUUUUCGAUCGGUCAAUAAUAGCUGAGCAUACCGACAUCAUCGCAACGCCUGUGCAAGAAGCAGACAAACUUGUGCUCCACACAGUCUUUUAGAUAUGCAUGGAUCGCCUAAUAUAUGCCGUAUAAAUAGGUUACAGACUUCGCUUUUAACCAAAAAACAUAGGUAAACAUCCGUCAGUGUCAGAACUACAAAAUCGGUUGAAGCCAAAAAAACGCUUACCACAAUAUCCCCCACAAUACCCAAGAGAUGCUCCACCCCCGAAAGAUACCCCACCCCCUUAAAUUAACAUAAAAUUCUAUUAAAAAAAAUGCCGAAAGAGAGCUCAUUUUUAAUAAUUGCAAGACCCUGGCCGAACUAACCUCAGCAGGAAUGGUGUUACUUGGCCAGGAUGGGGAAUAAAUGAAUAAUGCCGACUCUUAAGGAAAGUAGUCUUUGGUUCAUCACCCCUCCCUAUAAUCGCAAGUUUUGCAGGUCACAAAAUCUCAAGCUAGCAUCUUUGCAACUUUUUUUGAUCGCACACUGAAGGUCACCUUGCUCCUUAUUUGCACCCGAUUUUAGAUGGGCCAUCUCUAGGGAUAUUGCGGUAAGUGAGGACUGUUUCUGCAGAGGCCUUUUCUCCCAAAUGUUCAUUGAGCCCAUAAUCUUACCAAUAGUCAUUGACAAGCUGAGAAUGGCAAGGCGUCUCUUUCAAAUGCCCCGACUCCAGCAUGCGCUCACCGCUUUUCGCCGUGCUUCCACUGCGCGCGUGCGCUCGACGCCGAGGCGUUAUCGAAGGUAGGAAGCUCACGCUGGGAGGCGGGACGACCGAAGGAUUUAAACGCCAUUCUCGUCUGCUCUAGCUGUAGGACACUGCAGUACUCGGCCAGUCAGGAGUCGGUGGCAUCGCUGCUCUGCGGCAGAAUAGUAAAGGCUGGUUCACAUAUUUGCAUUUGGGUGCAAUCAACCAGGUUGGAACAACUCUCGACCGCCAUUGUGGCCGAUAUUCACGGUGCCGAAACAAUCCGGCUUGACUCGCCGUUGCCCGGAAGCACCAGUGUCGUGCCGACUGUAAGAAAUGUCUACCGAAGGCAGGUUUGCAGUAAAUGACUACGUCGCGCCAAAAGCAGCUCCGCGUACGUCCGCGCCAAGGGCUAGAAUGACGUUUAUAAAUUCGAUAAAGUUGUUAGUAGCCUUGUUCGAUUUACCUGUACUGGCUCAGAAAAGUGUAGGGCGACGUGCUUUUGGUCCUAUUUCGAUGCACAUACUGGAAGUACGCAGCUUUACACUUUCUGCAUCGGUGUGGGUAAAUCGAACGAAGCUAGGGAAGACUGCACAUCGGCAUUUGAAUAAAGCUUGUGCUCCGAGGUAAGACGGAAUCAACGUGCGCACCUCGCAUUGACGAGAAGUCCUACAUUUGUACGCUACCUUACGGAAUCUUUCGGCAGACUUUUAAGUUUUGGUUUGGUCGCUGCAUUCUCGUUCCCGGACAGCUGCUAAGAAAAAUACUUUGAGAGCACUCGGCGACCCUCUUCCAAGCUACACAAGCGGCGAGACGAUAGAAAAAUCUUUCAAAACACGCAUCCAACGAGCAUUGGUUUAUUCUCGAAAGAGAGUCCGAACCUCGAAGGUGGUCGCACCAUGUGGCAUGAUGGUUUUCUCGGCGGUGUUUCGCGGUAUUCACCUUGUUACAAAGUUGAGCGCUGCAGAAAAAACUCGAAUGUGAUUAUGUAAAUGGUGCAGUCGUGGACAAAAUAAAAUAGAAUGCGCGAUCGAUUCUUUCACGCCACGCAAGCGUGUGUGGAAAGCGUACAAGAUCCCAAGCUCCUCGCAGCGUCGCGUCGACGUCGGUCCCGACGUUUCACGAGGCGUUGGUCUCUUCGAUGUUGAGGUGGGUGAUGAAGCGGAGACGCAGUUGCAGAGCCGGCCGCAGGUUACGGAUGCUCCGCUCUACGUCCGCUUUCACGGAGUCCCCCGUGAACAUGUAUUUGAUGUGGUAGCUGCGUUGCCUUGGUCAGGGAAUCCUUACGUUCGCCACGGCCUUUGACCUUUCGGGGUUGUGAGACUUCGCUCAUUGGCCCCUUGAGUCACAUUUUACACAUUUUAAUUUUUCAAAGAGUCUCCUCGCAGAAAUUUAUCUCGUUAUUUGCGACACCAGGCGGUGUGGGAUUAUCGUACGAGUUGAUGAAGCACCUAAAAAAGAUGGCCGCCCAGGAAGUUUAGACAGGACAAUAGCAAAAGAAAGCGCAGUUGACACUCAAGUUUUAAUAAGGGUUUGUACAAACUCCUUUCUUUUAAGAAUUUGAGGUCAACCACAGACCUUUGCAAAAAGAGCUCUCUGGCCACCGCCAUUUUGCGACUCGAGCGACCCUUAUCGGCCAGAAAUUUCUACCACCCGCCCAAGCUGUGGAAACUAUUUCUGCACGACUCCCCACCUGCAUUGUGCAUUCAAAGUUUGCUGGCUCUAUUUAAAAGUUUUUACUUUAUUUGCCUGUUCAGGAUGUUUACCCUUUAUUAUCUUCUGCCGCAAGAACCAGGGAAUACCAAAACUCCGUAGCCUGCACGGCCUUCGCAGGAAACGAACAAAGAGCAAACGUCAAGCAGCCCGGGACCCAGGGCAUUCAACAUUCUUUGGGGAUUAAUUUUUUUUUUAAAUAAUCUCCGAAAAGCCUUCUUGGCUGCCCAUGUUCCUGGUCUUUGCGAAAAAUAUCCGAUAGGGUCGGGUCCAGGGUACUGGGACAAAAUAGACACAUUCUUUCAUUUGCUUUGGUGCUGUGCAAAAAGAGCACUGCUCUUCAAAACGUGCCCCAAAACAAGUCCGAUUCCACCCGAUUGUCGUGAUGUGACUGUCGUCGACACUGUAUAUUGGAUACGUCGUGCUAUUUGAGACCUUUCUCAAAUCCCUUUUGGAUAACGCAGCACUGUUGGGUAUGUACAAUAUAUGUCGUUGAAUUGAUGAGACUCAUUGAAUUUCAUGUUGUGAGCUGGGAAUACCCAUGUAUUUCGGCUAUCCUAUCUGGUCAAAUAAUUUAGACAGUUAAGAUCUUCGUAGAUUGACACGGGUGAGUGAAUGGUGUCGUAAAAAAUCAAUGGAAAAGGAAACAAACAGUAAAGUUGCAUUUGGUCUGUCUCGCACGGACUCACAAUAAA